Choloepus didactylus (southern two-toed sloth) is the source of this 2174-nucleotide messenger RNA. RefSeq names its product geminin coiled-coil domain containing (gene GMNC). The coding region runs from base 119 to 1123 and encodes 334 amino acids. NCBI's taxonomy places the organism in Eukaryota, Metazoa, Chordata, Mammalia, Pilosa, Megalonychidae. The transcript has 5 exons. The record is from RefSeq and is a predicted model, not a curated record. Gene Ontology annotation, cellular component: nucleus. Gene Ontology annotation, biological process: negative regulation of DNA replication; negative regulation of cell cycle.
CGCAGAUUAGAACUCGCCUCUCCUAGCUCCUCCCCUCAGUCCCAUUUAAAGCUCCAAGGGGCUUUACGGAAAAAUUAAGAGUGGGCUCAGUUUCUGCAACGCCUUCUUCCACUGCAAGAUGAACACCAUUCUGCCUUGCCAAGACCAGUACUUUGUAGGAGGCCAGAGCUGUAAUUGCCCGUAUUCCACUACAGCGUCAGAAUCUAGUGUUGACGUUUCCAGGGAGACUUGGUUCUCUUUCUGGGCUGCUGGUCUCCUGGACAACAGAGAGCCCCAACAAGCACCACAGGCACAGGAAUCCUCGAGUGACUCAAAUUUCUCUAUUCUGGACACAUGUUCCUGGGAAGAGGACCAGCUUUCUUCUCAGCUCUACAGAAAUAAGCAGCUCCAAGAUACUCUGGUGCAAAAGGAAGAAGAACUUGCUAGGUUACAUGAAGAGAAUAAUCAUCUGAGACAAUACCUGAAUUCUGCUUUGGUUAAAUGUCUUGAGGAAAAGGCCAAGAAAUUAUUAUCAUCAGAUGAGUUUUCCAAAGCAUGUGGAAAAUUCAGAAGUGGGAAGAGGAAACCAAAAGAGCAGAGAUCCUAUUCUACCGAGAUUCCCCAUCCCAAAAAUGUCAAGAGAAACCUCUCCAGGGAAUUUGCUGCCUGUGAAGAGCAGCCUGGACCCCCUGUGGACCCCUGGGUUCUUCAAACACUUGGGUUAAAAGACCUCAACACUAUUGAUGACACCGUGUCAGCUAACUACAGUGCCUUCUCCUCACAUCCCACAAGAAUUACCAGCACAUUUCCCCAGUUUCCUGAUAACACAGCAAAUUGUGAAAAUGCCCCCAGGGAGGAUCUGCCUAUUGCCUAUGGAGAUGACAAAACAACACCCAUUCACAGCACUGCCAGUCAACAGGAAAAUUUUCACUUCUUUUAUCAACUUUCUAAUCCCCCAGAGGGGCUACAUACUCUUCCUUACUAUGCUGCUGAUGUGUCACCCAACAAGACAGAGAUGGCCUUUUCUACAUCCCUGAGCCCUCAUUGUAAUGUGAAAACUCAUUCCUUCCACCAGGGACAAGCCUUUGUGCGCCGAGAUGAAGAGGGAGGCUGGAAGUUUACCUGGGUCCCUAAGCAGUCUUAGUGACCACUCUUCUAUCACAAAGCACUGCCAUGAACUCUGUUUACAAAGACCUCUGUUGCACUUGAACCUGACUAUGUAGAACACGGAAGCUAUUGCCUGGACCUACUCCUGUUACUUUAAAUGUCACUCUCAAUUUACCCACUUAAAUCUGCAGGGAAUGGCUUCCAGGAAUCUGUAAUGAAACAUGUCUGCUUUUCUUUCACCUAAAUUUAACUUGUUUGCACACCAACACCUGCUGUUGAUUCCUCCCUUUGUCCUAUACUUGAAAAGGUAUUUUCCAAUUGUCUAUAUAUUCCUUUGAGACCUAUAUAUACUGUUCCAAUUAUAACCAAUCUAACAGUUUUUCCUUUCUCAUCAAACAGCUUAAAUGUUCACAGCUUUUACCUUUUAGCUUUUCUUCCUUUCUUGCCCCUCUUCAUUUCUGAAACCUACUGUGUUACAGUAAGCUCUAUUAUCAUUUAAGUACCUGUUACUGAGUAUUACAAUAGUUGUGGGUGGUGUAUAGACAAGUAUCUUUGCUCAUCACCACUACUGUAGGCAAAAUAUGGAUGUGAAUAAAUUAUGUCCAAGGCAGUUGAGAAAGUUGAGUAUCCCAUGGUGGAGUUGGCAAAGAGGCUCUCGAAACAGCUGUAACUCUACUGGUAAGAGUACCACUGAAAAAGAGGAUUACAAUCACUUCAAAAUGUUUCAGGGUAUACCAGCCUAUAUAGGCACCUGGCAUUGUCUCCUCAGCCAACAUGACUCAGACAAAAACAUUUUUGAAAGACUGUGGUGACAGAACAAGUCAUUGCUCUAAACUACCCAGAAGCUGGCAAACUCCUGUUCCUGAAAAUCUAGUCUUGGCUAGCUCUGCCACUUUCUCACUCACUCAUUUUUCCUUGUAUUCAUUCUUUCAUUUGUCUUUCCACCCAAGAUAUUUGUGGAAUACCUAAUCUGUGUCAGGCAUUGUGCUAGAGGGUGAUGAUAAAUGUAAGCAGAUUAGACACUAUGGCCAACGUCAUGGAACUUAGAGUCCAGCUGCUCAUCUGCUGUGACGUUGAGAAAGGUACUU